CGUGCCGCGCCGUGGCCGCUCAACUCCGGCUCAAGCGGAGGGGAUCUGCUGGAGGCUCCUUCACCCCGACUUCUGCCGGGCAGUCACUGCCACUUGGGCAGGCCAGGCUCAGAUGAGCUUGGUCAGGUGGCCCCACUGCCCGCUCCUUUCUUAGCUGGGGACUAAUGCCCCAGAACCCUCAGGAGAAGAGCCAGGCCAGCCCCCGCCGCCGCCGCCGCUGCCCUGGUUGCCAGGCAGACCAAAAGAGCACCGAGGACAUCGCAGUCACAGCUAUGUACACGUUCCUGCCCGACAACUUCUCGCCCACUAAGCCCAAGCAGUCCAAAGAGCUGAAACCACUGCUGUGCUCCGCGGUGCUGGGGCUGCUGCUGGUGCUGGCAGCGGUGGUGGCCUGGUGCUACUACAGCGCCUCCCUACGCAAGGCGGAACGCCUUCGCACGGAGCUGCUGGACCUCAACCGCGGCGGCUUCUCCAUCCGCAACCAGAAGGGCGAGCAGGUCUUCCGCAUGGCCUUCCGCUCCGGCGCGCUGGACCUCGACUCCUGCAGCCGAGAGGGCGCGCUGCUUGGCUGCUCGCGCACGGCCGACGGGCGCCCGCUGCACUUCUUCAUCCAGACUGUGCGGCCGAAGGACACAGUCAUGUGCUACCGCGUGCGCUGGGAGGAAGCGGCGCCGGGGCGGGCCGUGGAGCACACCAUGUUCCUGGGCGACGCGGCAGCGCACUGGUAUGGCGGUGCCGAGAUGAGGACGCAACACUGGCCCAUCCGCCUGGACGGCCAGCUGGAGCCACAGCCAUUCGUCACCAGCGACGUCUACUCCUCCAACGCCGCCUUCGGGGGCAUCCUCGAGCGCUACUGGCUGUCUUCGCGCGCGGCCGCCAUCAAAGUCAACGACUCAGUGCCCUUCCACCUGGGCUGGAACAGCACGGAGCGCUCGCUGCGGCUGCAGGCGCGCUACCACAGCACGCCCUACAAGCCGCCCGCCGGCCUCACAGCGGCGCCGGAGCUGAGCUACCGUGUGUGCGUGGGCUCGGACGUCACCUCCAUCCACAAGUACAUGGUUCGGCGCUACUUCAACAAGCCGUCUAGGGUGCCAGCGCCGGAGGCCUUCCGAGACCCCAUUUGGUCCACGUGGGCGCUGUACGGGCGCGCUGUGGACCAAGACAAGGUGCUGCGUUUUGCCCAACAGAUCCGCCAGCACCGGUUCAACAGCAGCCACCUGGAAAUCGACGACAUGUACACGCCCGCCUAUGGCGACUUCGACUUCGACAAGGUCAAGUUCCCCAACGCCAGUGACAUGUUCCGCCGCCUGCGCGACGCCGGCUUCCGCGUCACACUCUGGGUGCACCCCUUCGUGAACUACAACUCGUCACGCUUCGGCGAGGGCGUGGAGCGCGAGCUGUUCGUGCGUGAGCCCACCGGCCGGCUGCCCGCGCUGGUGCGCUGGUGGAACGGCAUCGGCGCGGUGCUCGACUUCACGCGCCCGGAGGCCCGCGACUGGUUCCAGGGACACUUGCGGCGGCUGCGCUCGCGCUACGCUGUGGCUUCCUUCAAGUUCGACGCGGGUGAGGUUAGCUACCUGCCGCGGGACUUCAGCACCUACAGGCCGCUGCCCGACCCCAACGUGUGGAGCCGGCGCUACACUGAGAUGGCGCUGCCCUUCUUCUCGCUGGCCGAGGUCCGUGUGGGCUACCAGUCACAGAACAUCUCGUGCUUCUUCCGCCUGGUGGACCGCGACUCGGUGUGGGGCUACGACCUGGGGCUGCGCUCGCUCAUCCCUGCGGUGCUCACCGUCAGUAUGCUGGGCUACCCGUUCAUCCUACCCGAUAUGGUGGGCGGCAACGCGGUGCCCGAGCGCACCGCGGGCGGCAGCGAUGUGCCCGAGCGCGAGCUCUACAUUCGCUGGCUGGAGGUGGCCGCCUUCAUGCCAGCCAUGCAGUUCUCUGUCCCGCCCUGGCGAUACGACGCGGAAGUGGUGUCUAUUGCCCACAAGUUCGCCGCGCUGCGGGCCUCGCUUGUGGCGCCGCUAUUGCUUGAGCUGGCCGGUGAGGUCACUGACACGGGCGACCCCAUCGUGCGCCCCCUUUGGUGGAUCGCGCCCGGCGACGAGACAGCUCACCGCAUCGACUCGCAGUUCCUUAUUGGGGACACGCUGCUGGUAGCGCCGGUGCUGGAGCCGGGCAAGCAGGAGCGCGACGUCUACCUGCCCGCCGGCAAGUGGCGCAGCUACAAGGGCGAGCUUUUCGACAAGACGCCCGUGCUGCUCACCGAUUACCCAGUCGACCUGGACGAGGUCGCCUACUUUGUCUGGGCGUCCUGACCCUGCCCAGUACCUGGGAACCGCAUAGCCCUAACCCCAGCCUUUAUGCAGACCUUUCAUGUUCCAUCGCACCUGCAUCGUGUACCCCCAGGAAGUCCACACCUCUGUACCACCCAUUAAGUAGGUGCUGACUUAAAUGUGCUGGAGCCAGCUGCUGUGGGUGGGGUGUGGGGAGGGGGCUCCAACACACAGUCCUAACUGUCCCCUUUCCCCUCCACACUCACCGCAGUCUGGAGAAACUUCUUCCCUGGGAUGGAGGCCAGAGAGCUCAGAAGAAAAGGGUCAGCUCUCUUCCUAUUGUUAUACAUGGUUGGGUUUUAAAAGCACAAAGUGGGCCGGGCAUGGUGGCUCACGCCUGUAAUCCUAGC
Propithecus coquereli (Coquerel's sifaka) is the source of this 2686-nucleotide messenger RNA. It is a transcript of the gene MYORG, whose product is annotated as KIAA1161 ortholog. Gene Ontology annotation, molecular function: hydrolase activity, hydrolyzing O-glycosyl compounds. The record is from RefSeq and is a predicted model, not a curated record. The transcript is spliced from 2 exons. Bases 165 to 2318 code for a protein of 717 amino acids. Gene Ontology annotation, biological process: skeletal muscle fiber development; carbohydrate metabolic process. Lineage: Eukaryota; Metazoa; Chordata; Mammalia; Primates; Indriidae.